This is a messenger RNA of Suncus etruscus (white-toothed pygmy shrew), 1722 nucleotides long. RefSeq names its product dual specificity phosphatase 26 (gene DUSP26). The record is from RefSeq and is a predicted model, not a curated record. Gene Ontology annotation, molecular function: MAP kinase phosphatase activity; protein tyrosine/serine/threonine phosphatase activity. Gene Ontology annotation, biological process: negative regulation of MAPK cascade; protein dephosphorylation. Gene Ontology annotation, cellular component: cytoplasm. The transcript is spliced from 5 exons. Lineage: Eukaryota; Metazoa; Chordata; Mammalia; Eulipotyphla; Soricidae. Bases 425 to 1060 code for a protein of 211 amino acids.
GUGAGUCCGUCCCCUCCCGCGGGGUGUGAGACUGCGCCCGGUGUGUCACCAGCCACCCCCGCUCCCCCCACCUACACACACACACCGCUCUGAACCUCGCUUCGAAGUACGUGGCGUGACUUAAAAAUAGACGCGAAUCCGUCAUCCGGUCGGUCUCGCAGUGGCAGCCCAGGCGGCGGCGGCGGCGGCGGCGGCGGCAGGAGUGUCAUGAUGGCCUUGGGGCUGCUGAGUGCACCCCGGAUCAGCCUCCGGGACUGAGACACCCCCGGCACGGAGCCGAGAGCCUAGCAGAGCCAAAGAGCAGAGCAGAGGGAGCUGCUGCAGCUUAAGGAAGAGCAACAGCUCCCUGACACUGACCCCAGCACUGCCCAUCAUCAGGCGGGCAAAGCUGCAGCUGCCUGCCUUGGUUCCUGGCACCUGGAAGAUGUGCCCUGGAAACUGGCUCUGGGCUUCCAUGACUUUUAUGGCCCGCUUCUCCCGGAGCAGUUCCCGGUCUCCAGUUCGCACUCGAGGUGCCCUGCAGGACCUACCAACCGUUCAACAUCCCUUCCUCAAUGUCUUUGAGCUGGAGAGACUCCUCUACACAGGCAAGACAGCCUGUAACCAUGCCGACGAGGUCUGGCCAGGCCUGUUCCUUGGAGACCAGGACAUAGCAAACAAUCUACGUGAGCUGCGGCGCCUAGGUAUCACUCACGUCCUCAAUGCAUCACACAGCCGAUGGCGAGGCACUCCAGAGGCGUACGAGGGACUGGGCAUCCGAUAUCUGGGCGUUGAGGCCCACGACUCACCUGCCUUCGACAUGAGCAUCCAUUUCCAGACUGCGGCCGAUUUCAUCCACCGGGCGCUGGGCCAGCCCGGAGGCAAGAUCCUGGUGCACUGUGCUGUUGGUGUGAGCCGAUCCGCCACCCUGGUGCUGGCCUACCUCAUGCUGUACCACCACUUCACCCUUGUACAGGCCAUCAAGAAGGUCAAGGAUCACCGAGGCAUCAUCCCCAACCGGGGCUUCUUGAGGCAGCUUUUGGCCCUGGACCGCAGGCUGCGGCAGGGUCUGGAAGCCUGAGGAGGGGAGUAGAAGUCAGGCCAGGUGUUUGGGCCCCCUGGUCCAUCUCUCCCAAGAGGAGAGAUGAGGCCUUUCUCUGAGAGAGUAAUAAGGCCAUGGCCUCAAGUCCCCUUUACUAUUUAUUGCUAGAGGAUGGGGAUGGAGGUGAGGCUCUGUGGAGGGUGCCCUGAGGAAAAGCAAGAAAGGCAGCAAAUGGGAUGUAGUUAAACAUUGGUCCUGGGAUUCUGAUACACCUGGGUUCCUAACAAGGGGUUCUUGGCCAGUCUCCGCCCUUCCUCCUUUUUAAUGACAAAUGUUCCCCACUCUCACCUGAUGAAACAAAGAGGCUAUACCUGCACCAGAAGGCAGGGAAGCAGAAUCUGGAGGAGACAGAACAGAGCAGAGCUGUGUGGAGAUGCCAGGGUAGAGACAGACGGAGAGGAGCUGGCAUGAAAGCUGUGGGGCGCGGGAGGGAAAAACCCACAGACGUGUUACUCCAAACACUGUGAGAGUAGGCGUAUGCCGGCUGGCACUGGGCCUGAGGGUGCUGGUCGUAGCCAAAAAAAAAAAAAAAAGGAAAGAAAGAAAGAAAGAAAGAAAGAAAAAAACCAGCAGUGAUGUCUGACUGAGAAUGGACCCCCCUGUGUCUUAGGCAAAAAUAAAGAUGGUGGACAAGAAGAAAA